CAUUGACCGCUGUGGAAGAAGCUCCCCACACCUUCCAUCUGCAGCGACACUGCACGUGGCCUGUCCCUCCAUUCCCAGAAAUUCAUCGCGAAACGCCUCAUCUCCAUCGCCAUCAACGAGGAUUGAGUUCGGCCUCAUCGAUUUCGUGAUUCCAGAAUCUCUUCUUCUUCAUAAUCUUCUCCUCAGAUGUAUUUUACAUUGAUCCGAUAAACCUUCAGUUCCAGUUUCUGAGCUCUGUUCUUGCCAACAUUCGAAAAUGGAGAUUUCCGCCAUCAAUUCUCCGAGGAUGAGAUUGGACCAUUUGAGAAAAGAGGGAUCGCAUCAGCGAGCGUUCGAAUUGGAGCCGUACGAUCAAACCAACGGCUCCGAUCACUCGUUCCGUUCGAUGAACGCGUUGGAGAUUUUGCGCGAGACCGUGCGGAUUCUGCGCUACAAUUCGUCGGGUUUAAUGGCGAUAGCCGCCCUGCUCAUUUGCCCCGUCUCCGCAGUCGUUUUGUCGAACGGCCUCGUCGAUCAAUCGCUCGUGAGGAGACUCACCAUUAGGAUGUUGCUAAUCGCCAAAUCGAGUGGACUCCCAUUGAGGCCUUUCGUCAAACAGUCGUGUCAUCGUUUCGCGGAGAUGGCGAUUUCAUCGGUCAUGUGCUUCCCGUUGUACGUAUCUCUCUCUUUGCUGUCGAAAGCAGCGGUGGUUUACGCCGUGGACUGUAGCUAUUCGAGGAAGCAAUUCGAUUCGUCCAAGUUUUUCGCAAUCAUUCGCAAGAUUUGGAAGCGGCUUGUUUCUACUUACAUUUGGGUGUGUAUGGUGAUUGUCGGAUGCAUCACAUUAUUCUUCGUUAUCCUCGCCGCUGUCUGCAACGUUUUGUCGAUAAUUUGGGCCCCGCCGGAUGUGGUGGUCUACGCCGCAGUGGCGGUUGGCCUCGUUUUCUCUGUCGUUUUCGCCAAUGCCGUCAUAGUUUGCAGCAUUGCAGUGGUAAUUUCAGUCCUUGAGGAUGUGUCGGGACCGGAGGCAUUGUUCCGGUCCGGGGUCUUGAUCAAGGGGCAGACGCAUGUGGGGCUGCUGAUAUUUUUGGGAUCGGCGAUCGGGAUGGCUUUCGUUGAGGGGUUGUUUGAGCACAGAGUGAAGACGCUGAGCUACGGAGACGGGUCUUCGCGGAUGUGGGAAGGGCCUCUCUUGGUUCUCAUGAACUCGUUUGUGGUGCUUAUUGAUUCCAUGAUGAGUGCUGUUUUCUAUUAUAGCUGUAGAUGUUCGAGUUUGGAGAGUUCGAAUGGUGAAGAAAGUCGACCGAUUUUGGAGACAGUCAUUGUUUUCGAUGAAUCCACAGGCAUUCAAUGACACCCGAAUUAUGAUUUGUAAAUUUGUUUUGUCAUUAAAAAGGGAGAGAGGAUUUCAAUUCAAUGCCAGUGGGGUUCAGACGUUCAGUAAUGAAAUGAAACAGAGCAGUGGAAGUAGUACAUUGGCAGAUCUCCAAGUAGAAGAUUUUGUGGAAUACUAAAAAGCUUAGAUGCUUCAUUGGCGUGUGUAUUGGUUCUUACGCAGAUACAAGGAAUUGAAGAACAGGUAUGUGAAACGUUUAUUGUAAUGUCAAUAUAGAGGUGGGAAAGUGGUUCUUUCCCUUUUAGGAAAAACAUGGAACUAAUAGUUCUAAUUGGAUUCUUUCUUGUACACCCCAAAUCCAAGUUCAAAGAAAAAUGAUAAAUGCAAUUACUUUUCCUCGUACCAACUUUAUUUGUUUAGCUUCUGCCUUGGCAUUAUUCUUGUUGGACCAAAAGACGCUGUUUUGUGUUGGUAAAUUUGCCAGGUCUU
Morus notabilis is the source of this 1804-nucleotide messenger RNA. RefSeq lists its product as uncharacterized. Lineage: Eukaryota; Viridiplantae; Streptophyta; Magnoliopsida; Rosales; Moraceae. The transcript has a single exon. The coding region runs from base 257 to 1333 and encodes 358 amino acids. The record is from RefSeq and is a predicted model, not a curated record.